ACGCCCAUGUCGUCACGCGCAGUUGAUGCCAGCUGGGCCCGUGCUGCGGAGAGCAUUCAUAUUAGGGGUUAUAUAAGAGCCUUAGCCCCUCUUAUUGCAUCUUCACCAUCGAUUCCACUGAUACGUCAGAAAUAGGCGUACUAACAUGAGAAUUCAUAAUCUUGUGCCCAUACUCUGUGUUGGAGGCGCGUAUGCUCUUCCUACGCUUUCCUGGCUUCCGCAAUUUCCCGUCGAGGGGCUAGUUCGCUGCUGGGGCAUAUUUGCUCCCCUUUCGGAGGACAGGACAAUUUACCAGGUUUUGAAAGACGACGAAAGGUACUCGCGUUUAGUCAAAGCCAUCAACUUGAGCGACGGGAUCACUGACCUUUUGGACGAUCCUGCAGCCAGCAUCACUUUUUUUGCGGUUCCAAAUACAGGUAUUCCACAUCGUCAGCCCUCACAUGGGGAUGACGACGACAAUCAUCAGCUCGAUUUCGCAUCUCUCGCACCUAAGCGUGGGGAUGAGCGUGAUAUCGCUUAUGACCUUGGCCACCUCGUCCUUCAGGUUGAAGAACUUGAUAACAUCCCUGAGUCUCGUGACAAGGACCACCGUAAGGAGGCACUUGGCCGCAUCAUUCGCGCUAUCCUCGCGUAUCACAUCUUGCCUGAGAAGUUGGAUUCUACUGCGCUCGUUCAAAACUCUACAUAUGCAACGAAUUUGACAUUGAAUGAUGGGAGCAUGGACUAUCAACCAUUGCGCUUGAGUGUUCAGAGCACGAUUGUUCCCCCUCGACUCAGGAUUAAUACUGUGGUAGAUGUCAUAAAGCGCGAUACUGAGGCUAGCAAUGGUAUCAUCCACAGUAUCAAUAUCCCACUCUUGCCUCCCCCUUCCUUGUUCAGUGAGAUGUUUGCUUUUCCCGAAGUCUUCUCAUACGUGACGUCUGCUAUCCAGCGCGUGGGCUUAACUGGCACAGUUGAUUAUUGGCGGAUUCCCGGCAAAGAUUGUCAUAUAUCAUUCGCCGGCGCAGAAAUUGCCACUUUCUUUGCCCCCACAUCAGGAGCAUUCCAGCGUCUUCCCAAGAAAUUAAGAUUUUUCUUAUUUUCGCCCUUUGGCGCUAAAGCGCUCAGGAAACUUCUGGAGUAUCAUGUUGUGCCUCAACUCGUGCUGCACACAGACUAUGUGCAUAAUGCUACAUCUUAUACUGCCUUCAUUGAUGACCGGGAAGCUGGUGUCUUCGCAGCUCCCGGCAACCCUUUAUAUGCCUACAAUCUCACCCUUCCCACCCUGCUGGAGAACCAUUCCUUAAACGUUCAGGUUGCCCGCUACAAAGCCAAGAUUCCUCUUCCUGGUCCUGCGCGCUACUUCACCAGGUUUGUGGUCAACGGUCACAAUGUUGGACCGUAUGACAUCCCCGCUCGGAAUGGCGCUUUGCAUGUCAUUACGAACCUACUCGACCCUCGUGGCUAUCAUAAAGACCAUAAACACCGUGGACAUGAACAAUCGGUUGACGUCGACUGGGAGGAUUGGGAGGAGUGGCUGCCACAAUGGGCCAUGCAAGAUUAAGCCCCGAUGUGAAUGAUGUUUCGCUGAUUAUUCAAGCCAGUGUAUAGGUAUGAUUAUGUGAUGUAAUUGUUUUCUGAGUUGAACAAGUAUAUAUUUAUGUCGUACAAAGUUCUGUGCGCAGCAACAUUGUGUUCUAUCUACAAUUAGAAAGCAUGCCAGAUAACCGGGCUAUGUUACUGCACGUUUGUUUGCUGUACACAUGUAUAUAUUGGUCUCACUACAUCCUCUUUCAUG
Suillus discolor is the source of this 1777-nucleotide messenger RNA. RefSeq names its product FAS1 domain-containing protein. NCBI's taxonomy places the organism in Eukaryota, Fungi, Basidiomycota, Agaricomycetes, Boletales, Suillaceae. Gene Ontology annotation, cellular component: fungal-type vacuole membrane. Gene Ontology annotation, biological process: macroautophagy. The coding region runs from base 146 to 1543 and encodes 465 amino acids. The transcript has 6 exons. The record is from RefSeq and is a predicted model, not a curated record.